CGUAAAUUCAUGUCACCAAUUUAUUCUUCUUUCCACGAUUUACAUUUCUUUAUAUAUCAGUGUGUACAUAUCACAACCUGAAUCUUUCUUGUAAUCGUUUUCAACACUAUACAACACUAUAUUGUCCUGGAGCAAGCCGCAACUCGGAUAUCAUAGCGUUGCUGCAUUUCUAUCGCUACAUUUUCCACUUAUCUUGGUUUCUCCAAAAGAUUGCCAUUUAUCUGCUUGUAUUUACAACCGCUCAAACUUGGCUGUACCGUCCAGACAGCCGAUCUAAGUUGUUCAUCAAGUUUUGUCAUUAACUGCCUCGAUAUUAGUGAAGCCUGUUUCAAGCUAGAACGUUUAACAACAUGGCGAGACCAGCCAAAAAAUGGACACAUGCACAGAGAAGGCAGCUUGUCAGAUUGUAUACCUUGACAAACCUUUCUUCUCCAGAGAUAAGAGAUCUUCUAGAAGCAAAUGGGUUGAAAGUGAGGUAAAGUACAUAGUCAAACAUUAUCCCAAAAUAUACUGAAACUCCUAGUUUGAAAACUCUCCAAAACAUGCUUCACUCACUCUUCCCUCGGGAUUACACCAAAGAAUAUUCCCGGUACAGGCCCCGCAAUCUUUGUCACAUGAAAGCUCGCUUGGAUCUGGUGAAGAAAAUCAGUAGUGGUCGCGUCUCUAAUCCUCGAAGAUAUCUACGAAAAGAAUCUCGGAGACAAACAAUUCGUUCUCGGCCAAUAAGCUGUAUGGAGGGUAUUGUCGAGAGCCCAGAGAGCCCCAAUCAAGAGCUUCCGAAACUCAAACAAACCCAGGAAAAGCCAACUCUAUCAAUACUUCAGGACCUCAACUUGAUCAAUACAGGAAUGUUAAUGUUGGACGGCUCGACAAUGGAGUAUAAUACAUGUGCAAACUUUGAACCAUCGACUCAUUAUUCUAGGAGAACUCCUCCGAUUAUUGGUAUAGACUCCAAACACAGUGAAUCUGUUAGGGCAAGACUAACGAGAGGGUUCCGAUCAGAACACCCUCCCAGAUUUCUAUGUCAACUUCAGAACCAAUUAGUCACUAUCGGAAAGAUGAUAGAUCCAAAAGCCUUGCAUAUUUUGAUUUCGUCAGGCGAAUCGCGCCCCAGUAGUCGCCAGUCUCAGCGGUCUCAUGGGCACAUCUCCUUGCAACCAACCCCACUCUCUGAUUCAGCUUCGAGGAGAUUAUCAGAGCAGCCACCGAGUCCCGUUCAUAGCUGGAAGAAUGUCGUCAACUCAGUUCUUCGUCUUUCGUUAGCAGAAUCCCAGGUGUCCGGCACUACAGGCUCGAUGCCCUUGUGGCGUUCAAGUGAUAUAUCAAUGUAUGGGAAUUCGUUGCGCUCCAAGUUUUCCUGUGCAUCUGUGUCUUACCAAGACGGACGAAUUUCCGAGAGGCCUGGAAGUCCUAGCUUGUCGAAGACUCCUCCGGUACUGACGAAAGAGGAACUUGAUAUGUGGAACGAACUGAUCGAAGAGGACAACAUUUUACCCACCUCAAGGAUUUUAAACAGAAUACCCAAAUACCCAAUGAUAACACCACGACUUAGGGAAUGCUGUCCACCUAUCAACAAACUCUAUCUCGAAUGUGGCGUCUGUUUAUUUUCACAGGACUAGUUUCUUGCUGUUUCUGGUAUUGCGGCUCCAACGACUGGGAACCUAAAUAGACGAGAUAAAUUUGGGAACAACGUAUUGCACUAUGCAGCAGCUUCAUCAAAUGCAACCAUCCAUCAAAUAUUGCGUUACAUUGAGCUAGGAGCUGACAUCAAAGCUGUCAAUGUCCUAGGCCAAACGUUUCUGCACAUCUUCAAAUCGAGGCGUUUAGAAGCGGGAGUGUGCACAGUUGACUCUCAAUCCUACCUCAGUCUCCUGGAAAAACUCGCGCAUCUGAAUUUUCCUUUCCAGCAAAAAGAUUUUCAUGGCCAGACUAUCGCACAUCUUACCUUUCAAGAUUGGAGACGCUUUGAUGGUUCAUCAAUGUGCACUUCUGAUGGAUUCCAAUGUGCGCUUCAGAUAAUGGGUACUGAUAUGAAUGCCUGUGACAACCAAGGUCGCAGAGUACAAGAUAGAAUUGCCCCUGUUGGACCAUUGGUGGGAUACAGAGAAUGUCUAGUAUUAUCAGAUAAGGAAAUCGACCAGAUCUCCGCGGAAUUCAGUGACCCCUUGAACGAAGAUCUGAGUUUCCGACAGGAAAUCACACGAGACGAAUGGAACCCCGAAUUUUGGAUUACAUCCCUGAUCGAUUCCGACCAAAUAUCAUGGCUCGACAUCCACGGCGACACACCCCUAACCGCCAUCCUCAAAUUCUGGAAAACCAACGACGAGUAA
This is a messenger RNA of Hymenoscyphus albidus, 2330 nucleotides long. The record is from the annotation of a GenBank genome assembly. Lineage: Eukaryota; Fungi; Ascomycota; Leotiomycetes; Helotiales; Helotiaceae.